AUGAAGUUCGCCGCAGUUCCCGUUCUGGCCCUCUACAUUUCUCUUGUCAGCGCGCAAGAUGAGCCCCAGCGCCACCUUGGACAGGGCGCCGAAUGCAAGAAGAACCGCGACUGCUGUCCCUGCGACACGGGAUCAAAAGACUCGCUCUACUGCAACCCCGACAAACACUCGAAGACUGGCUACAGAUGCACCAAGAAGGACCCAAAGCACUCGUGGUGCGCAAACAACAGAGGACAGUGUGGUGACUGGGACCAUCUCAAUUAA
Molecule: messenger RNA, 264 nt
Organism: Colletotrichum destructivum
Lineage: Eukaryota; Fungi; Ascomycota; Sordariomycetes; Glomerellales; Glomerellaceae
Exons: 3
Coding region: 1-264 (87 amino acids)
Source: RefSeq, a predicted model, not a curated record